Messenger RNA from Elephantulus edwardii (Cape elephant shrew), 785 nucleotides. RefSeq names its product carbonic anhydrase III, muscle specific (gene CA3). Gene Ontology annotation, cellular component: cytoplasm. The record is from RefSeq and is a predicted model, not a curated record. NCBI's taxonomy places the organism in Eukaryota, Metazoa, Chordata, Mammalia, Macroscelidea, Macroscelididae. The transcript has 7 exons. Gene Ontology annotation, molecular function: carbonate dehydratase activity; zinc ion binding. Bases 3 to 785 code for a protein of 260 amino acids.
CCAUGGCCAAGGAGUGGGGCUACGCUAGCCACAACGGUCCCGAUCACUGGCAUGAGCUUUAUCCAAUUGCCAAGGGAGACAACCAGUCGCCCAUUGAGAUACACACCAAAGACAUCAAGCAUGACCCUUCUCUGCAGCCGUGGUCAGCAUCUUAUGACCCCGGCUCUGCCAAGACCAUUCUGAACAACGGGAAAACCUGCAGGGUCGUGUUUGAUGAUACUUACGAUAGAUCAAUGCUGAGAGGUGGUCCUCUCAGUGGGCCCUACCGGCUUCGCCAGUUUCAUCUUCACUGGGGCUCCUCCGAUGACCAUGGCUCUGAGCACACUGUGGAUGGAGUCAAGUAUGCAGCAGAGCUGCAUUUGGUUCAUUGGAAUCCAAAGUAUAACACCUUUGGGGAAGCUCUGAAGCAGCCUGAUGGAAUAGCUGUGGUUGGCAUUUUUCUGAAGAUAGGACGUGAGAAAGGCGAGUUCCAGCUGCUUCUUGAUGCAUUGGACAAAAUUAAGACAAAGGGCAAGGAGGCGCCCUUCACACACUUUGACCCGUCUUGCCUGUUCCCCGCCUGCCGGGACUACUGGAGCUACCACGGCUCCUUCACCACACCGCCCUGUGAGGAGUGCAUCGUGUGGCUGCUGCUGAAGGAGCCCAUCACCGUCAGCUCCGACCAGAUGGCCAAGCUGCGGAGCAUCUAUGCCAGCGCUGAGAACGAGCCCCCGGUGCCCCUGGUGGGAAACUGGCGUCCCCCACAGCCUAUCAAGGGCAGGGUGGUCAGAGCCUCCUUCAAGUGA